UUUUUUUCCUCUUUUCCUCUAUAAAAGUCUCGUUCAUGCACCCCCCAACUAUAAUCCCAUCUUUGCGACUUCAGAAAACAAAAAAACAAAAAAAAAAAUCUUCAAAUCUUCUCUUCAAUAUAAGUCUCCUAAGAAGUUUCUCAGAAACAGUGAGCAAAAAAAGAGUUCUCCCGAACAAAGUAAACCCAUUACCGAAAACAAAGCAAAUUUUUACAAAAACUAAAACUUUCUCCAGAAAAUAAAAAGAGAGAGAGAAGAAUCAGAUCUGAGAGGGAUAAUCAAAAACAAUGUGUCUGGUGUGUUUAUGUGACGAGGAAGAGAUAGAGUUAGGGCGGCAACAAGCACCUGGAUCGUGUCCGUAUUGUGGAGGUAAGGUGCAAAUGCUUGAUGUCGAAAGAAAAUGGAUGUUCUGUUUCGUUCCUCUUUGUUUCAAGAUCAAGAGAAAGUACUUGUGUUCUUCUUGCGAUCGUCGUCUCGUUUUGUAUCAUUAAAUUAAUUAUUAAUAUUUUUAUUUAAUAUCCCUAUCUUGAUAAUUAAAGUAAAUGAAUUAGCGUUGUAAUUAAGAAAAAUAAUUUUAGUCGGUGGUUCUUGGCACGGUUAGUAUAUAUCUAUGUCGUGUAAACCGACAUUGAUCCUUUAGAAGUUCAGUAGAACUCUCUUGAUCCAAACUUGAUGUACUUUUUCUUUUGGCUUCGAGUGUCUUCUUAAGUCGGUCCAAGUUGAAUAUCUAAUGGAUAUUAUAUGUAAUGGUGUUUUUAAAUAUGUAAUGAUGAAAUCUCAAGUUUGGUGUUA
Molecule: messenger RNA, 792 nt
Organism: Camelina sativa (false flax)
Lineage: Eukaryota; Viridiplantae; Streptophyta; Magnoliopsida; Brassicales; Brassicaceae
Source: RefSeq, a predicted model, not a curated record